CUCUCAAGACUAAAAGAGCUUGCGAAGAAAGUGAGAAACCUUGGCUAUGAAAGCACAUGAAGCGUCAGAACAUAAUCGAGCAAACUUGGACCUAGAUUACCAGUGUCUGCUCCAGAGCCGGGUCAGUGGCCCUGUUUGUGAGUACUUGGACCUUUUGGAAAAAGAACACUGGGUUACCUGCGACCCGGUCGGAAGUCCUGUCGAGUACUAUACUUUUGUAUACCGUUCGAGGGUAUACCGCCACUGACAGGCUGCAUACGCGUGCAGAUGCGUGCGGCCAGAGUGCCCAAUGCGAGUACGUUCAUACAUGUACAUGUACAAUCAUGUACAUCAGGAAGUCGAAAGUAAGUUUACGACUCCCUGACACACAGUAGCCGCACUUGAACGCAUCUGGCUCUGGCCCAGUGUUGCAGGAAUUGUGCCAGGUAGACGUGUACCCGGUUUGUGUUAAAUCUUAGAGCAGGUACUGCAUACCCUAUCAUAUCUGUGUACAUGGGUAGACAGAGUCAGUGUUGUUGCGUCCCACUCAGUACCCUUCUGGUUCAUUUCGGCACCAGCACUCUUUGCGUAUGCAGAGUUGAGUAGAGUGCAAGUUCGGACCACAAGUACACUGCAGCGGCUAGUAGCCUAGCAAACCUAACCUGUGCCGUGAUGCCCGGCACGUGUGUGCAUCUACUUCAUCCCUGAGUAACACACCUGGUAUAUUGUGCACAAUAGGGCACAGUAAAUAAUCAGCAUGCAUCGCAGUUUUCUGCAACAUAUUCCUGAAGUCACUUUACACCUCAGAAGAAUUGCGUCGCUGACUGGAAUUCGAUACCGGUUUAGUUUCUCUCUGGGUCAUUAUCAAUCAUAGAAAACCCGUCAUACAAUAGGUUCAAGCUAAAGUACCGUAUCACCAUGGUAAUUCCUGGAAAUUCGGUGUGUUUUCUGCCUUUUGUUAAACAAGCAGCAAUGUGCAACAGAAAUUACCAUGGUGAUACAGUAGAUUACCGUGUGAAGCGGUGUGAGAUGCAGCAAAGCAUUAGGCGAUUUGAUCGCAGGACAAGAGAGGAGCUGAUGGACGAUCUCUCCAGUGUCCCUCUUGGUUCGGAGCAGCGCCGAGUGCUGACGUUGGGACUUGGCUGCCUCAGGGGGUGCCACUUCUCCCAUCAGCGUCGACUAGUCCGCCGAUCUCACUCAGCUCUGCUCUCCGAGCAUGCUGCUUCCAACACGACUUCCCGAAAGAAAAUGUGCUCGCGCAUUAGAGGGAGGUGAAAGAUGCACCUGCAGGAGAAUACAUGCUUAAGAGAAGGCAGAAACAUGCCCGGAUCCACCAGAACUAGUGCUGGCAAGUCAACAGAGGCGAGUACUGAUAAUGUUCCAGAUUGUGGUAGGAUCACAUAAGCAAAAUUGACACUGGGAGGCACGGCGGUGGGUCAGCUCGUGGCCAGCGCCAGCUCCAGUGGAUAUCACGUGCAUCCAGUUCUAGUACUAUAGUAUGACUGCUACAAAGUAGUGCGGCCCAAAUAGAACUCGGGUCAGGUGCCGAAGAACUGGGGGGUGGGGGGGGGGGGGGCAUGUAUCAAUGAAUGGUAAUAACUCCGGAAAUCAUGCUGGUGUAUCGAGGGCGUGGGCCAAUGAAGUGCUGGAUUGAUGGUGGACGACUGUACUGCAAUCUUGGCUGGUCCCACUAUCGCAGAGACAGCACUUCCUGGUGCAACCACCCUAUCCUGCAAUCUAUAUAAUAAUUAUUAUAAGAGAUUUGUGUGAACGAUUUUAGCAUGAUGCAAGUCAGCUUAUUGUGCUGGGGGCCUGGCUACAUGUCACUAUAGCUUUUUAUAGACUCGAUCACCGCAUUACGCUGCCUUGCGUUGACUUGAUUGAGCACUCUUUUUGGUUAGUGUCAAAGGUAUAUGUAAUAUGUAUCUGCCUUCGUGCAAAGCUCUCUUUGUGCGUGUCUUGCAGAUAGCUCGCUGACUUUGAUGCUUUGAGCCAUUUUCAAAUUGCUUUUUUUGUUCAUUUCAUAUAGACCGUAUUGCCAUUUGUUUAACCUCC
Molecule: messenger RNA, 2034 nt
Organism: Sycon ciliatum
Lineage: Eukaryota; Metazoa; Porifera; Calcarea; Leucosolenida; Sycettidae
Exons: 5
Coding region: 898-1254 (118 amino acids)
Source: RefSeq, a predicted model, not a curated record